AAGUCUAGUUUCAUUAUUGAGUGGUUUCUGAGCAAGAAGAGAGAGCAUUACAGACAAUAAUCGAGGUUGAGUGAACUGCUGCGUAUAAACUCGAGCAGUGGGAGUGUUUGUGUUGUUUGAUUCGUAUCUUGAGCUAUAAUCAUAGGGCGUGUGAGGUGUCUACAGAAAUAUCUCAAGAUAAGAAAUCCUUGUAGGUGCGGUUUGCAGCAAACGGAGUAGUGGAAGGCUUCUAAAUUGGCCAAAGAAAACGCUACCUCGCAGAAAUAGAUUUGCUUCUCUAAAGAGUUGAUAUUGCACCUUGAGGAGGCUGUCUAACAAUCAUUUCUAAGCAAGGAACCAGUUCUCAAACUUCCUUGUCCAAAUAUUUGAUCAUUGGAUUGAGAAGGAAAGGUUUAAAGCUCAUUUAAGGUUUGCUGAGGAAUUGAGUCUAUGCCAUGACACGGUGAUGUACUUGAGUUGGACUCUAGAAGUGCAUGGGAGAUUUGAGGUUGCAACCUAUGAUGUGCAUGGUGAUGUACCUGAGUGGAACUCAGAAAUGCACGGUGAAGUAAUUAACUUGUGUCAUAUGAUUUGCAUGGUGAUGUACUUGAGUUGGACUCUAGAAAUGCAAACAUAUGUGUUAGAGUUGGACCUUAUGAAUUGUCGUGACUGGUAGUCACGGGGUAUGGGGUUGAUGUUUUGUAACAAACCUUGGGUCUACGGGUCGACUACUUGACUUUAUAUAAAGUAAGUACAUUUUUAAAAGGGGUAACUUGGGGUUACAUCCUAGAUUAUAUUAUCACCCUAUUUGAGGGUCUUGUGUUUGAAAUACUUGUUGUAUAACUAUUAGAUGCCAUCCACACCAGUACUUUAUAACCCUAUAGAGUACUGACCCCCUUUCGGGGGGGGGGGGGGGGGGGGCGUCCCACCACCAUUUCAGGUUGAAGCUAGAGCUUGCUUCCUGUGCUCAUUGCUAGAGUGAUUGCUCCAGAGAGAAGACUUGGUUCGUGCUUCCUCUAUUCUGUUUUGAACAAUAAUAAAAUUGCUCAUGGCUAUUUUACUAUAGAGUCUGCGUGCUCAUGUUUGCCCUGUGUGGCAUUUGUUUUCAAACUAUGUUUUUCGCUGCGUAUUGAAUUGCUUAUUAUGUAUAUUUAUGGAUGACUUAUGUGUGAAUGAUAUUCGAGACGCCUUGUAUAAUAUGGAUGUGUUAGACUGCGGUUGACUAUUCGUAUUGUACGGCGGGUUGUUAUCGUGUCCGGGUAGGUCCGGGGCGUGACAUCCGAUGGUCAACAACAAAUGCCUCCCAUGUUUCCUCAACAAAGUACACCCUUUUAUUCUCUCCAAAAUCAUUAUAAUUUUCCCCAACAAGGUUCAUCGGCUCCUCAACAAAAUACAUUCAAUUUCUCUCAACAAGUUCCAACAAUGCUCCCUAGCUCUUUUAGAGGUACCCCACAAGCCUCUUCUUCUCAACCUCCACCCUAUUACCCGACGACGAUGUUUCUGGGUUUUAAUAUGCAAAGUCAACCAUCCAUGCAACCUACAACGCAACCAUUUCAAUUCAUGCCUAUACAACCUGCAACUCCAACCAGCAUUACUCAAGAUGAAAAUGCCAAUUUUAUUGAGAAUUUGUUUGCGAGUGGAGGCAGCAACAAUAAUGGAAAUCAAGAGCAAGAAUGAAAUGCUGUAAUAAUUAGUUAUUCAUGAAAACUUAUUUCUAUUCCUAUGUUGAACAAUUGUAUAUAUGUUUUGUUAGAUAAACUGCCC
This is a messenger RNA of Cuscuta europaea, 1743 nucleotides long. NCBI's taxonomy places the organism in Eukaryota, Viridiplantae, Streptophyta, Magnoliopsida, Solanales, Convolvulaceae. The record is from the annotation of a GenBank genome assembly.